Messenger RNA from Striga asiatica, 1020 nucleotides. The record is from the annotation of a GenBank genome assembly. Lineage: Eukaryota; Viridiplantae; Streptophyta; Magnoliopsida; Lamiales; Orobanchaceae.
AUGACGUCGUGCACUGAGGGCCCACUUCGGGACCCGAAUUGUUCUCCGCCAAUCCCUUUCCUGUCGGGUCAAGGUUGGACCAGAAGACUUAAGAGGGAACGAGCUUUGGUCCUUGAGGAACUCCUGCAGGGCAUCGACCAGCUCCUCGGAGAUAGUCUCCACGCUCGGGUACUCGGAGCUCCGCCCGACCCCGAUGCACUUGCACACGGCGUAGAACUCGCUCAGCUCCCGAAACUGCCUGACGGCCCGCGUGCACGCCUGGAAGGCUUCCACACAGUUCUGAAACUGCAGGUAAAAGAAGUUGUCAAGCACGAGCUUCAGCCCGUUCGAGACAUCCCUAUACAAGUCGAAGCUUUCCCGCACGACCACCCGGUUCGAUGGGGUUGGGCCCGUCGGCCGUGUCCCCACGGCCCGGUCGAGCAGUCGCUGCCAGCACGCGAUCUGGUCAAGCAUGGCAGCAGGCUUCAUGUCACGGGCAACGGGUGUCGGGCCUUUGGUCCGGCGCCCACGGGUCGGGCCCGACCGGCGCUGGAGCUUCCCCGUGAGGAAGCACUCGAGGCGCUCGUCGAGGUAGAGCGCGUAGGUGCGAACGAAGGCGGUAAAGUCCCACGGGCUCGAGGAGUUGGAGGCGUCUCGGAAGGAGGAGAGGUUGAGGAUGCGGGCCCCACGACGCAUGGCGAGGAGGACCUCUCGAGGAAAGUAGGGGUCGCCGUCUUGGAAGACGCGAAGGACGAGGACGAGAGACUUGAGGGCGACGGCCCAGUUGCGGGUGCGGGAGAUACGGCGGGCGACAGCGCGGGCGCAGGCGGCGGCGUAGAAUUUAUUAGACGAGACAAGGCGGAGGACGUCGUCGAUCGAGCCGUGGUCAGUCGGGAGGCUGUCGUCGUCGUGGGUGGUGGCACGGAGGAUGGCCACCUCAAGGGACGUGUAGGGGGUGCUCGAGACCUUGGCGAGGCCGAUGCUGGCCGAGUCCUUGACGACCCCAAGGGCUUUCAAGAACUUGCUUGGCAUGGUUGUUGA